Molecule: messenger RNA, 2214 nt
Organism: Lipotes vexillifer (Yangtze River dolphin)
Lineage: Eukaryota; Metazoa; Chordata; Mammalia; Artiodactyla; Lipotidae
Gene: IL17RD
Product: interleukin 17 receptor D
Exons: 14
Coding region: 1-2214 (737 amino acids)
Molecular function (GO): interleukin-17 receptor activity
Source: RefSeq, a predicted model, not a curated record
AUGGCCCCGUGGCUGCAGCUCUGCUCUGUCUUCUUCACAGUCAACGCCUGCCUCAACGGCUCCCAGCUGGCAGUGGCCGCAGGCGGCUCCAGCAGAACGCGGGGCGCCGACACCUGUGGCUGGAGGGGAGUGGGGCCGGCCAGCAGAAACAGCGGGCUGCAUAACAUCACCUUCAGAUAUGACAACUGCACCACUUACUUGAAUCCAGUGGGGAAGCACGUGAUCGCCGAUGCCCAGAACAUCACCAUCAGUCAGUAUGCUUGCCACGAUCAAGUGGCAGUCACCAUUCUUUGGUCCCCAGGAGCCCUCGGCAUUGAAUUCCUAAAAGGAUUUCGGGUAAUACUGGAGGAGCUGAAGUCAGAAGGAAGACAGUGCCAACAACUGAUUCUAAAGGACCCGAAGCAGCUCAACAGUAGCUUCAAACGAGCUGGAGUGGAAUCUCAACCUUUCCUGAAUAUGAAAUUUGAAACAGAUUACUUUGUAAAGAUUGUCCCUUUUCCUUCCAUUAAAAAUGAAAGCAAUUAUCACCCUUUCUUCUUCAGAACCCGCACCUGUGACCUGCUAUUGCAGCCAGACAACCUGGCCUGUAAACCCUUCUGGAAGCCUCGGAACCUCAACAUCACCCAGCACGGUUCAGACAUGCAGGUGUCCUUUGACCACGCACCCCAUGCCUUUGGCUUCCGUUUCUUCUAUCUUCAUUAUAAGCUCAAGCAUGAAGGACCCUUCAAGCGAAAGACCUGUAAACAGGAGCAAAAUACAGAGACAACCAGCUGCCUCCUUCAAAAUGUAUCUCCUGGGGAUUAUAUAAUUGAGCUGGUGGAUGACACUAAUAUGACAAGAAAAGUGAUGCAUUAUGCCUUAAAACCAGUGUAUUCCCAAUGGGCUGGGCCCAUCAGAGCUGUUGCCAUCACUGUGCCGCUGGUUGUCAUAUCGGCAUUUGCGACGCUCUUCACGGUGAUGUGCCGCAAGAAGCAGCAAGAAAAUAUAUAUUCACAUUUAGAUGAAGAGAGUUCUGAGUCCUCCACGUACAUCACAGCACUUCCCAGGGAGAGGCUCCGGCCACGGCCCAAGGUCUUCCUCUGCUAUUCCAGUAAAGAUGGCCAGAAUCACAUGAAUGUCGUCCAGUGUUUUGCCUACUUCCUCCAGGACUUCUGUGGCUGUGAGGUCGCUCUGGACUUGUGGGAAGACUUCAGCCUCUGCAGAGAAGGGCAGAGAGAAUGGGUCAUCCAGAAGAUCCACGAGUCCCAGUUCAUCAUCGUGGUGUGUUCCAAAGGCAUGAAAUACUUCGUAGACAAGAAGAACUACAAGCACAAAGGAGGUGCCCGAGGCUCGGGGAAAGGGGAGCUCUUCCUGGUGGCGGUGUCUACCAUCGCUGAGAAGCUCCGCCAAGCCAAGCAGAGCUCAUCCACGGCGCUCAGCAAGUUCAUCGCCGUCUACUUCGAUUAUUCCUGCGAGGGAGACGUUCCCGGCGUCCUGGACCUGAGCACCAAGUACAAACUCAUGGACCACCUUCCCCAGCUCUGCUCCCACCUGCAUUCCCAGGACCUCAGCCCCCAGGAGCCAGGGCUGCACCCCGGACGCAUUAGCAGGAGGAACUACUUCCGGAGCAAAUCGGGCCGCUCCCUGUACGUCGCCAUUUGCAACAUGCACCAGUUUAUCGACGAGGAGCCUGACUGGUUUGAGAAGCAGUUUGUUCCCUUCCAUCUCCCCCCACUCCGCUACCGGGAACCGGUUCUGAAGAAGUUUGACUCAGGCUUGGUUUUAAACGAAGUCCUGUGCAAGCCAGGGCCGGAGAGCGACUUCCGUCUCAAGGCCGAGGCCGCUGGCUCUGGGGCGCCGGCCGACCCGCACUCUGAGGGCCCGCAGUUCGGCCCGGACGAAGACGCGGAGGCUGGGCCCGUUCCGGGCGCCAGCGCGGUCCUGCGGCCCCUGCUGCACGCGGUGAAAGCUGCCGGCCCCUCGGACAUGCCACGGGACUCGGGCAUCUACGAGUCGUCCGUGCCUUCGUCCGAAUUGUCCCUGCCCCUGAUGGAAGGGCUCUCCACGGACCAAACGGAGACGUCUUCGCUGACGGAGAGCAUGUCGUCUUCAUCAGGCCUGGGUGAGGAGGACCCUCCCGCCCUUCCUUCCAAGCUCCUCGCCUCUGGGGCAUGCAAAGCAGAACCUGGUUGCUGCAGCUACACUGGUGAACUCCACACGGUCGCUCCUUUGUAA